Anopheles darlingi is the source of this 1754-nucleotide messenger RNA. RefSeq names its product cysteine sulfinic acid decarboxylase. The record is from RefSeq and is a predicted model, not a curated record. Gene Ontology annotation, molecular function: pyridoxal phosphate binding; carboxy-lyase activity. The transcript is spliced from 5 exons. Gene Ontology annotation, biological process: carboxylic acid metabolic process. Bases 90 to 1700 code for a protein of 536 amino acids. Lineage: Eukaryota; Metazoa; Arthropoda; Insecta; Diptera; Culicidae. Gene Ontology annotation, cellular component: cytoplasm.
AUACCUUUUGUUCGUAUAUUCUCGCUACAGAUACCGAACCGUACAGGAGGGAACCCAAACCGGACCGGAGCAGCCAUCGCAAGUGAACGAUGAACAAGGGCACGCACAAUGGACACAGCGCCAACAGCGACGAGUGGGCAAUACUGGAACGCAUUUAUCGGAUACUAACCGAGGAGGGGUAUCUCAACGGGGGAUUAACAUCAACCGAACGGUGUCAAGUGUCGCCACCGCACUCGGUGGUAAAGUUUGAACAUCCGGUCGACUUAAAGCGGUUGAUACACUUCCCGAUGGACGAGAAGGAACCGAGCAGUGAGGCCACGAUCGAGCGGAUCAUCCGCCAGGUGCUACACUACUCCGUGCGAACCGGCCAUCCGCACUUCCACAAUCAACUGUUUGCUGGCGUCGAUCCGUACGGUCUCACCGGGAGCUGGAUCACGGAAGCCCUCAACACUAGUCAGUACACCUUUGAGGUGGGUCCAACGUGUACGCUGAUCGAGAAUGCGGUCAUCGAGAAGUGCCUGGAGCUGUUCGGUUUCCCGGCUACCGGCGAUGGCAUCCUCUGCCCGGGCGGAUCCAUGUCUAACAUGUACGCAAUCGUGGCCGCCCGUUUCCGGGCGGUUCCUGAUGUAAAGCGGACGGGCGUCACCAACCUACCGACACCGCUUGUCGUCUUCACUUCGGAGGAUGCACACUACAGCAUCACUAAAGCGGUCCACUGGCUAGGGAUUGGAAUGAACAAUUUGAUCCAAGUGAAGACGGAUUGCGCCGGACGGAUGAUACCGGAGGAGCUGGAGCGUGCGAUCGAGAGCGUGAUCGCCUCGGGAAGACGUCCGUUCUUCGUCAAUGCAACGGCCGGUACGACGGUGCUCGGUGCGUUCGAUGAUUUCUCGGCGAUCGCCGACAUCUGCGCACGGUACGCCGGUGGUCUUUGGUUGCACGUGGACGCAUGUCUCGGAGGAACCGCCAUUCUGUCUCGCACCCAUCGUAAUCUACUGGCCGGUGUGCAACGGGCCCAGUCGCUUGCCUGGAACCCCCACAAAACUCUCGGUGCACCAUUGCAGUGUUCGGUGUUGGUGGUGCAGGAGCGUGGCCUACUGCACGAGUGCAACGCGGCCAACGCGGACUAUCUCUUCCAACAGGACAAAUUCUACGACAUCUCGUACGAUACGGGCGACAAGAGUGUGCAGUGUGGCCGGAAGGUGGACGCUUUCAAGUUUUGGCUUAUGUACAAAGCCCGUGGUGAAACCGGACUCGAAUCGCUGGUCGAUAAUGCGUUCGAGUGUUCAAGGUAUCUACAUGAGCUGGUGCGCACCCGAACCGGCUUCCGACCGGUGCUGACCGAGUUCCAGUACACGAACAUUAGCUUCUGGUAUGUACCGAGUUGGAUGCGAUGGACGCAACACGAACCUCCCACUGAGCGAUGGUGGCAAAAGUUGUACUCCGUCACGGCCGACAUUAAGGAGCGCAUGGUAAUGCGUGGUACGGCUCUGGUCGGAUACGUGCCGUUGCUGCACAAGGGCAUUGGGAACUUUUUCCGGAUGGUCGUUACGUGCCAUCCUCGUCCGACCCUCGAGUCGAUGCUGUUCAUCGUGGACGAGAUCGAGCGCAUCGGGGAAUCGUUGGGGAAUGCGAAUCCGAUCCCGGCUCCGGAACGGCAUGAAAACAACCCACAGCAGCCCAACAACGGGAUGGAAUUAUAGUAAAUUCGAAAAGCUUUCUAUUUUAAUACAAUAAAAUGCAUUUAAACAAAAUGA